AUGGCAGAUGUCAGACCAGCAUUGCCCCCGCGGUCGACAGGUCGCCCGCGGUCGACGUACUGGGCACCUCUGCUCUACAGAUUCACCCAGAGGGUAGUCCUGAAUGGUAAAGACUAUCCUGAAGGUGUGGGGAAGACGAAAAAGGAAGCCAAGCAAGAUGCUGCUAAAAAUGCCCUGAGAGACUUGUCAGAGGGCGCACAUCAGACUACAGUUGAGAAUUACAACCCUACAUCAGCUCAACAAUAGCAGGAACCAAAUCAAAAUGAUUCUGAUAUCUGUAAUAAGACAAGAAGCCUCAGUGUCAACUCUCAGGACAACAGCUCUGAACAGAAUUUCAUUGGAUUGGUUGACCACUACUGUCAGAAAAAAAAACACUGCCCUUCAUUCAUCGAAGACAGAAGACGCGGACCAGACCAUAAGCUUCAAUUUUUCUACAGAUUAACAAUCAACGGCAAGGAGUAUCCUGUGGCUGAGGGAAGGACUAACAAGGAAGCCAAACAAAAUGCAGCUAAACUGGCCUGGUUUGCCCUUCAAGAGCAGUCAGACUGGGACAGCAAGGUGUCUGUCAGAUCAACACUGUCGGAGGAUGGUGCACCGCCAUCAUCAUCAUCAUCAACUCCACUGCAGUCCCAUGAGGCAUCAUCACAAAGCACGUCAGCGAGUACAAGUUGCUCAAUCAAAUUCACAGAUACAUCCAACCCUUCCAGAGCCCAGAUGCCCUUAGGGUCUGAAAAUGGUGCACCAUCCAGGUUGUCGACUUCACUGAAGUCUCUUGAAUCAUCACAAAGCAUGUCCUCGGGUACGAGUGGCUCUGAAAUAUUCACAGAUUCAUCAAACUCUUCCAAUGAUCAGCAUGCUGUCAAAAAGAAGACAUCCACCCCUUCAAGGUUUACUUCAGACUUUGAUCCCAUUGAGUAUCUUGGCUUUGGAGGCUACGGUUCGGUUUACAAAGCAAGGCGUAAACUAGAGGAGAAGUAUUAUGCUGUAAAGAUUGUAAGCAGUGACGAGAAAGCUUUUCGAGAGGUGGGGACAUUAUCAGACCUCCUCCACCAUAAUGUCAUCAGAUACUUCAAUUGUUGGAUCGAGGAUACAAGAUACCAAGACGACAUUUCAGCUGGAAGCUCAGCUGGUGGUUACAGCGGUGCCCAGUCUACAGAUGAUCCAUCUGUAAAGUUCCUUUAUAUUCAGAUGGAGUUAUGCAAAACGAAAACACUUAAGGAAUGGAUUGAUGAGAAGAACACUCAGUCUCCGCAAGACACAAAGAGAAGACAAGAAAGUCUAAGCAUUGCUCAGCAAAUAGUCAGUGGAGUUGAAUAUAUUCACUCAAGGGGGCACAUCCACAGAGACCUAAAGCCUGACAACAUCCUGUUUGGACUGGAUGAUAAAGAAGUGAAGAUUGGUGACUUUGGUCUGGUCACCAGAGAUGAUGACGCUUUGAUGGACAGAACAGAGAACAUAGGAACCGAAUCUUACAUGGCCCCUGAACAAGUGGGGAAGACAUAUGAUCGAAAAGUGGACAUAUUUGCUCUGGGGUUGAUAUACUUGGAACUCCUGUGGAAAGUCUCUUCUGGCCAUGAAAGAGGAGAGGUUUUCACAAAUGCAAGAAAACAGAUUCUCCCGACAGACUUUUCACAGGCCUUCCAAGAAGAGAACCUAAUCAUCAAGAAAAUGCUGCAUGAGAAGCCAGAGGUGCGACCUAAAGCAAGUGAUCUGAAGGCACAGCUGGACAAGUUGGCUCAGACAGAAAAUGAGCCUCAGAAAAGGGCAACUGUGUGAUUAUCACAAUGAAUUGUGAUAACAGUUUAACAGUCAAAGAUUGGAAUGUAAAAUCCAAUUUUAUCAUGAUUUCAAAAAGUAACUCACAUAUGUAUCUGUCCAGCUGUUUUAGAUAAUCAUGUGCUGGUAAUUUCUGUGUCCACAGUUGACAUUUUAUUCAAUGCUGGGGAUGGUCAAAUGUAUGCAUUACAUCUUUUGUUUUCUACUAAAUAUGUUAAGUUUGAAAAUAAAAUAAUGGCAAAAGAAAUAUGACUUACAAAUGUCAUGCAUCUGCAUACAUGUACAAGCACACACACUCACACGCAAUUCUUGUAGACUGUAUGGUAGGUGUCUGUUUAUUUAAUCGUGGACAUCCGUAUAAUUAACAAAGCUCACUUUUGAAGUUGAAAAGCGGGAAUUAAACAUUGCAACAAAACAAAA
Molecule: messenger RNA, 2196 nt
Organism: Gymnodraco acuticeps
Lineage: Eukaryota; Metazoa; Chordata; Actinopteri; Perciformes; Bathydraconidae
Product: interferon-induced, double-stranded RNA-activated protein kinase-like
Exons: 17
Biological process (GO): protein phosphorylation
Molecular function (GO): ATP binding; protein kinase activity
Source: RefSeq, a predicted model, not a curated record